UUUAAUCGGUUCAGUAGCACUUCAGCAUUACAUCUGGGCGUCGUUUUUUAUAUCAAUAUGUAUAUUAGCUGAGUCGAAAAUAGUUUCCAAACAAAGUUGUGAAAAAUGGCCGUCGCUGUUGACCUCGUUAAGAACGAACCACAUUUACGAACUCUAAAAUUAUCUGGACAUGUUGGAUUUGAUAGUUUACCGGACCAACUGGUUAACAAAAGCGUACAAAAUGGAUUCGUUUUCAACGUCAUGUGUAUAGGUGAAACUGGGCUUGGCAAAUCCACCCUUAUGGAUACUCUUUUCAAUACUAGCUUUGAGUCUACACCAAGUCCGCAUACAUUACCGAACGUUAAAUUGAAAGCCCACACGUAUGAACUUCAAGAGAGCAAUGUUCGACUUAAACUAACAAUUUGCGAUACAGUAGGCUACGGAGAUCAAAUUAAUAAAGAUGAUUCGUUUAAGGCCGUAGUAGACUAUAUCGACGCACAAUUUGAAGCCUAUUUGCAGGAGGAGCUAAAGAUAAAACGUUCUUUGAUUUCGUGCCAUGACAGUCGUAUUCAUGUAUGCUUAUAUUUCAUAUGUCCAACAGGACAUGGCCUUAAGUCAUUAGAUCUAGUUUGCAUGAAGAAACUAGAUAGCAAAGUGAAUAUUAUUCCUAUUAUUGCAAAGGCCGAUACAAUAUCAAAGUCAGAAUUAAACCGCUUUAAAAGUAAAAUUAUGCAAGAAUUGUCUAAUAACGGAGUUCAUAUAUAUCAAUUUCCUACUGACGAUGAAACCGUUGCUGAAACCAAUACAACAAUGAAUACGCACGUUCCAUUUGCUGUGGUGGGAAGUACUGAUUUUAUAAAAGUAGGUAAUAAAUUAAUACGCGCUCGUCAAUAUCCAUGGGGUACAGUACAAGUUGAAAAUGAAAUGCAUUGCGACUUUGUCAAGCUUCGGGAGAUGCUGAUUAGAACUAAUAUGGAAGAUAUGAGAGAGAAAACACAUACCCGUCACUAUGAGUUGUAUAGGCAAAAACGUCUUGAACAAAUGGGAUUUAGCGAUGUUGAUAGUGACAACAAACCAAUAUCAUUCCAACAAACAUUUGAAGCAAAAAGAUCAAAUCAUUUAGCCGAGCUUCAAGCUAAGGAAGAAGAAGUUAGGCAAAUGUUUGUUCAAAGGGUUAAAGAAAAGGAAGCUGAACUUAAGGAAAGUGAAAAAGAGUUGCAUGCAAAGUUUGAUAAACUCAAACGUGACCACGCAGAAGAAAAAAGAAAGUUGGAGGACUCCCGGAAAAAGCUAGAGGAAGAUUUCGUAGAAUUUAGCCGUCGUAAAACUCAGAUAUCGACAUCACACCACACUUUGACUUUAGGCAAAAACAAAAAGAAGUAAACACAAAAUUACAUAACUGUCAAAUUUAUAUGAAUAUUUACAUGUAUUUAUUUAAUCACGAUAUGGAUAUAUACGUACAUACACAUAGAAUUAAUAUAUUUUCUUAUGAGUAUGUUUAUUUUACUUAAUUUCAUCUGCAUAAAUAUUAUUAUUAAAAUAUGUGAAAAAAUAUA
Anastrepha obliqua is the source of this 1535-nucleotide messenger RNA. It is a transcript of the gene Septin2, whose product is annotated as septin-2. Gene Ontology annotation, molecular function: GTP binding; molecular adaptor activity; GTPase activity. The coding region runs from base 106 to 1362 and encodes 418 amino acids. Gene Ontology annotation, biological process: cytoskeleton-dependent cytokinesis. NCBI's taxonomy places the organism in Eukaryota, Metazoa, Arthropoda, Insecta, Diptera, Tephritidae. Gene Ontology annotation, cellular component: cell division site; septin complex; microtubule cytoskeleton. The transcript is spliced from 5 exons. The record is from RefSeq and is a predicted model, not a curated record.